GCUACCAUUGUUUUAUUGUUUUUGGUUUUAGCAUAAAUGCGCAAUGUUAUGUUAUCAAAAUUUUGUUAUUUUUUUGUCUUAUUGCUUGAAAAACAGAAAAAAAGAAAGAUAUUUGGUGUUGUGAACUACUAAGUCUUAGAUAUCAGUGAUAAAGUAUUUAGAAUUCAGCUUAGAAACAUGGGAUCAACAGGAAAUACUCACAAGAUCAAACAUUCCAUACCUACAGAUAUUCUUGAUGAUUUAUGCAGCCGUUUUAUAAUCAACUUGCCUCAAGAAGACAGAGGGAAUCUGGUCCGGAUUUGUUUCCAGAUAGAACUAGCACAUUGGUUCUACUUAGACUAUUAUUGUACUGAUGAAACAAAAAGACUCCACACUUGUGGUAUAAGAGAAUUUGCUGCACACAUUUUUCAGCAUGUGCCACAACUGCGGGAGCAUAUCAGCAGUUUAGACGCAGUACUGGACAACUGGCGUGAAUACAAGCAGACAGUGCCAACAUACGGUGCCAUCCUGCUUGAUACAGACCUAACACAUGUCCUGUUAGUGCAGUCUUACUGGACCAAAGCCUCCUGGGGCUUUCCUAAAGGCAAGGUCAAUGAGGAUGAAGAACCAUGGAAGUGUGCCGCAAGAGAGGUGCUUGAAGAAACUGGCUUUGAUAUAAGUAAAUUGAUUAACAAGAAUGAUUACAUAGAGGCUAUAAUACAUGAUCAAAUUGUCCGAUUGUACAUAAUAGGGUAUAUACCUCGGGAAACAAAGUUCCAGCCUCAAACUAGGAAUGAAAUUAAAGCAUGUGAAUGGUUCCCAUUAGCAGAUCUGCCUUCGAAUAGGAAAGAUAUGACUCCUAAAGUGAAAAUCGGUGUCGGACCAAAUGCCUUCUUUAUGGUGGUACCUUUCGUGAAGCGUAUGAGGCGAUGGGUAGCAGAGAGAAGUUCUAGAGUAUAUAAUAGUACAAGGAGAAUGAGACACAAGUCUAUGGGCGAAUUAGAAUCAGUAGCGAACAAGAAUAAACAAAAAAUCUCAUCAGGGCUCCAAAAUGAGAUCCAAGAAUAUCAGAAUGAACACAAAUUUAAGAAUAACAGCCACAGUCAUGGCAACCAAGGGAAUCACAGCGCACAGAGGAAUGUUCAAGAGAAUACUGCGGGUGUUGCAAGUGUCAGCAAACAAAAUACAAAUAAUAAUUACAGAAAGGAAAAGAAACAAGCUAAAAGGCAAUUAUUUACCCCUCAGAAUACUCAAGCGAACUUUUCACCGGUUCAAAAAGAUAAUUCAAAUGAUAAUGAGGAUAAUUCAUUGUUGAACUUUGUGGCGCCAUCUUGGGCAAACUUCAAGUUUGACAGGCGCGCCAUUUUGGAUUGUCUCACUUGAACGAAAUAUUUUUUUUCGGAUAACUGACUGAAGAUUUAGCACUUUUGUGAUAGAAACUCGUUGGCUUUACUUUUUACGAAAAUCUUUAAAUAAUUAAAACCUUUAUUUAAAUUGGAAGACAAAAA
Molecule: messenger RNA, 1487 nt
Organism: Papilio polytes (common Mormon)
Lineage: Eukaryota; Metazoa; Arthropoda; Insecta; Lepidoptera; Papilionidae
Gene: DCP2
Product: m7GpppN-mRNA hydrolase
Exons: 4
Coding region: 178-1362 (394 amino acids)
Biological process (GO): deadenylation-dependent decapping of nuclear-transcribed mRNA; nuclear-transcribed mRNA catabolic process, nonsense-mediated decay
Cellular component (GO): cytoplasm; P-body
Molecular function (GO): RNA binding; 5'-(N(7)-methylguanosine 5'-triphospho)-[mRNA] hydrolase activity; manganese ion binding
Source: RefSeq, a predicted model, not a curated record